UCUUCCUCACCCACUCUGGGUUGAAGGAAAUUCAUAGAUUGAAGCCAUGUACGAACCUCAAACCCACCACAGAUCCAAAAGGGGCAACACCAAUCUAGCUUCAUGCAUUGUAGCUACCAUUUUCUUGAUCCUUAUCGCUGUAGCCGUCGCCAUCGUCUACUUCCUCGUCUUCAAACCAAAGAAUCCCAAGAUCGCCGUCGACUCUGUUCAGUUUCCGACCUUUUCGAUCUCCAACGGCACCGUCAACUUUACCUUCUUCCAGUUCGUCUCCGUCACAAACCCCAACCGUGACGCCUUCACUCACUACGACAGCUCACUUCAGCUUGCCUACUCCAAUGCACCUGUCGGUUUCAUAUUCAUCCCCGCCGGGAAAAUCGACGGCGGCCGUACACAACACAUGUCGGCAAAAUUCGCCGUCCAGUCUUUUCCUAUUCCUGCGAGGCCACCGCCGAUGACAGCGGAGGCGGUUGGUGGAGCGGAAUUAGGGAUGGCAGGACCGACAAUGGAGAUCGAGACGAGGAUGAAAUUGGUUGGUAGGGUUAGGGUUUUGAAGAUUUUCACACACAGAGUUGAGAGCGGGGUGAAUUGUGGAGUUGCGAUUGAGCUACAAGAUCUGUGCAUACGAAGAUCCCUGUUUCAAAUUUGAAAACAAGAAUGAUGAUUCGAGUCCAGGUAAGAUCUCAAAUUCCUUUCCCUUAAAUACCGGGUAAGAUCUUCGGCUAUCAAGAUGAUAUAGUAAG
Messenger RNA from Cynara cardunculus var. scolymus (artichoke), 740 nucleotides. RefSeq lists its product as uncharacterized. The record is from RefSeq and is a predicted model, not a curated record. The transcript has 2 exons. NCBI's taxonomy places the organism in Eukaryota, Viridiplantae, Streptophyta, Magnoliopsida, Asterales, Asteraceae. The coding region runs from base 47 to 646 and encodes 199 amino acids.